AUGGAGAAUUAUCAGAAGAUGGAGAAGAUCGGCGAGGGCACUUACGGCGUCGUGUACAAGGCCAAGGACCUGACGGCAAAGGACGGGCGCAUUGUCGCCCUCAAGAAGAUCCGACUCGAGGCCGAAGAUGAGGGCGUCCCGUCGACCGCCAUCCGCGAGAUCUCGCUGCUCAAGGAGAUGAACGACCCCAACAUCGUGCGCCUGCUCAACAUUGUCCACGCCGACGGCCACAAGCUGUACCUGGUGUUCGAGUUUCUCGACUGCGACUUGAAGAAGUACAUGGAGGCGCUGCCAGUCAGCCAGGGCGGUCGUGGCAAGGCGCUGCCGGAGGGCACUGGUCUUUAUGGAAAACCGCUGAACAUGGACGAGACCAUGGUCAAGAAGUUCAUGAUGCAGCUGUGCCAGGGCGUGCGGUACUGCCACGCCCACCGCGUCCUGCACCGCGAUCUCAAGCCCCAGAACCUCCUCAUUGACAAGGACUUCAACCUCAAGCUCGCUGAUUUUGGCCUUGCUCGCGCGUUCGGUGUCCCUCUCCGCACAUACACCCAUGAGGUUGUCACACUGUGGUACCGCUCACCGGAGAUUCUCUUGGGUGGCCGACAGUACUCUACCGGCGUCGACAUGUGGUCUGUUGGCUGCAUCUUUGCCGAGAUGUGCACCCGCAAGCCCCUGUUCCCCGGCGACUCUGAGAUUGACGAGAUCUUCAAGAUCUUCCGCAUCCUCGGUACGCCCAACGAGCAGGACUGGCCCGGUGUCACCUCCUUCCCCGACUUCAAGCCCUCGUUCCCCAAGUGGAAUCGCACCGACAUCGCCGCCAUUGUCACCAGCCUCGACGAUGUAGGCCUUGACCUGCUCGACAACUUGCUGGUCUACGACCCGGCUGGCCGCAUCUCGGCAAAGCAGACGGUCCUCCACCAAUACUUUACCGGCACUGGCGCCAACGGCUACAGCAAUGGCUACCACUAG
Messenger RNA from Parastagonospora nodorum SN15, 966 nucleotides. RefSeq lists its product as hypothetical. The record is from RefSeq and is a predicted model, not a curated record. Lineage: Eukaryota; Fungi; Ascomycota; Dothideomycetes; Pleosporales; Phaeosphaeriaceae. Gene Ontology annotation, biological process: signal transduction; G1/S transition of mitotic cell cycle; protein phosphorylation. Gene Ontology annotation, cellular component: nucleus; cytoplasm; cyclin-dependent protein kinase holoenzyme complex. The transcript has 4 exons. The coding region runs from base 1 to 966 and encodes 321 amino acids. Gene Ontology annotation, molecular function: cyclin-dependent protein serine/threonine kinase activity; cyclin binding; ATP binding.